This is a messenger RNA of Protopterus annectens (West African lungfish), 6035 nucleotides long. Its product is annotated as interferon-induced very large GTPase 1-like. Bases 300 to 5870 code for a protein of 1856 amino acids. Gene Ontology annotation, molecular function: GTP binding. The transcript is spliced from 3 exons. The record is from RefSeq and is a predicted model, not a curated record. Lineage: Eukaryota; Metazoa; Chordata; Ceratodontiformes; Protopteridae.
ACCGGUGUCAGAUAAGGGACAGACAUCGGUUAGCUGGUCUAUUAUUUCUUCUUUGGGCAGCGUUUCCUUUGUUGCAUUUAUACUGACUUUCAUGCUUAAAUAAAUACAACAUAAAAAAAUUGGUUGAAGAACCUAACAAUGGAGCAAGUUUAAGGAGAGACAACGCCGUGUCUUUUGUACAUGGGUCUGUGGGGCUUGGGCUAGCUACCCAGUCUUAUGCUAAUAAUCUUUGAAGGGAACAAAAGGUAGACUAGUGACCAAACUGUUCAAGGAUCGCAGGUGAGUUUCCAGAUUCCAAGAUGUCUAACCAUGCCGAUUGCGAGGAUGCUAGUUUAUAUGAUCGCUUGUACUGCCAUGUAUGUGCCAACUUCAUUGCUAUCCCGGUUACGCUUGAAUGUGGCCACAACUUCUGCUUGGAGUGCGUGGAGAAGUUCUGGGACACUAAUGAGGAUCCCUUCUGCCCAUGGUGCAUGGAAAAGGACCCGGACAAGAAGUGCUCUGUUAAUUUGCCGCUGGAUAACGCAGAUGCCAGGGUUUUGGUGCCGGGACGCCCAAGUAGUGAUGUGUGGUCCGGGAAACAGGAGGACAGUAGCUGGGAAAGAACUUCCCAAGGUUCCUGGACUGAAGACAGUUGUUUCGCCAGAAACAAAGGAGCAGCACAGACUGAAGAACUAGCCGGUGCGGACUCGAUGGAGGAGAUGUUUCCAUUGAUGUCUGUGGAGUAUGAACUUCCAAACACUGAUGAAAGCUCUGCUAUUUCUUCACUAAUGGACAAAGAUCAAAAUGAUCAUUCAGAAUCUGAUGAAGACAUUUAUAGUGACCCUGGAGCAAAUAUACCUGCACAGAGUGCUGGUUUACAGGAUGACACUAAUGCAGCACAGAAAUGUGAACCUAUGAGGGAAGCAAUCUCAGAGAAGUACACAUGGGCUGGUAUACAGGAUGACACUAAUGCAGCACAGAAAUGUGAACCUAUGAGGGAAGCAAUCUCAGAGAAGUACACAUGGGCUGGUAUACAGGAUGACACUAAUGCAGCACAGAAAUGUGAACCUAUGAGGGAAGCAAUCUCAGAGAAGUACACAUGGGCUGGUAUACAGGAUGGCACUAAUGCAGCAGAGAAAUGUGAAUCUAAAAGUGAAGUAAUCUCCGAGAAGUACAUGUGGGACAAUCAUGCCCAAGAAGUUUUAACACAAGUGGGGUUAGUUCAGUUCUGUAAGAAAAAACUUUCACUGAGGAAUGUAUUAGAAAUUAGUGUGGAAGCUUUGGAAGGGUGUGCACCAAAAUCCCUAGAGCAUGUUCCCUGGUACUUUCUUAGGAAGGUAAUGAGAUUAGAUGCCAGUGCAGUCAACAUAAAAUGUAUCUGUGAUCAUAUCAUAAGAAAUGAAAUGCAGGAGCUGGAAUCUAAUGAUAUAUUUACAACUUCCACCUGCUCAGCAGUUCCCUGGAUCCACCCUUUAGAUAUAAUUGUGUCAGUGUUUCUCUGUUCAGAUGCUCUGUUACAGCAGGAGCUCAUGGUAAAAAUGGCUUCAUGUCAGUUUGCAUUACCGCUUUUACUGCCUACAUGGAACAACAGUUGUACCUUCCUGCUCUGGGCACUGCGCUCAGUUUUAAAGAAGUGGCACCCCAUACGAGGGAAAGACAACAAUGGGUUCCUGGAAGAACAUGUAGUUUCAAUGAAAAUUCCAACUUUCUCAUUUAUAAAGGUAGGUGACAUUAAUGUGUCAAAGUCUAAAAUACUGAAUGACAUCCUCAACAAUAAACAGCAAUAUCAUAAUAUAUUUAUCCAUUACCAUAUGGAUUGUGCAAACUUACCUAAGAAAAUAUCCAAUGGUCUUGCAGAGAUUUCUUGGUACUUGCCAUCUGGUUCUGAAAACAAUGAUGUUUUCACACAGCCAUUUCAGAUAAUUAAUCUACAUGGUGAUGCCUUCAAAACACCAGAGCAAGCUGAAUUUUUAACACUAAUCUCUUCUGCUGUCUUUGUGUUCCUUGGUGAUAUUACAGAAAUGAAACUUCAGUACCUAAAAAACUUGACAAAAAACAAGGCACAGAUCUAUCUCAUAUUAACUUCAGAUGUUACAAUACAAAAUGCAAAAGAUUUAUUACUAUCAUUUACACAAAUGUUUAAUUUGUGUAAAAAAUACAUUAUUAUCAAAAGCCAACAAAUAAACGAUUCUGACUUUACAACAAAACUUUGUUUCAGACUACAGUCUGCUAUGGAUCAGUGUAGCCAAGAAAACAUGUUAUGUCUAGAGGAAAUGAUUUCUGUGGCACAUCAAUGUGGAAUUCACGUAGAUGAGGAUGAAGAACAAAUUCAACUCACAAAGAAUUGGUGUGAAGACAUCAUUGGUCUUAUAACAAAUGCUGAUAUCCAAGAUUUCAAAUGCAGAAAUUUCAGAUUUCAAGGUGAGACCUGCAAGAAACUGUUAGAUUUUGAAAAGGAACAAAGCCGUUUAAAAAACUGCUGUGGGAGUGUGGUGCUAUACACUGCUAAGUUAGAAAAACAGAAAAGUCAAUUAAGGCAAUCUCUGUUAGAGAAGGAUCUUCCUGACAUUAUGAAAAGCUUCAUUCAGAAACUGACAGAUUUAUCUGGAAGUAAUAGAGUACUUUUUCUUCAGUGGAUAAAGCACAAGUUAAAUUCUAAAUCUCAAACUAGAAUGUCUGAGUUAAAGUCUCAGUACAGAAAUAAAUACAAAACAUUAAUCAGUACAGAAAAUCAGACAGAAAGAGAGCAAAAACAGACAAUGCUUCAAAAAAUUAAUAAUAAACUCAGUGCUGCCUCACUGGGUCUAGAGCAUUUCAUGCGUGAACUGGGGCAGAUUUAUGAAACUCUAAUAACAGAAAAAAAAGAAUCAUUUCAAGGAAUUCCGUCAGCUGAUACAUUAGCAUAUACGGCUGCAGAAUUAUUGUUAGAAGGUUUACCACUGGAACUUCUUGAUGGAGAUACUGGGACUAUAGCAGUAAACUGGAUAUCAGCUGUUCUAAAAGAAGUAGCCAUUCUUGUGGGAAGAGAUAAGUGCGUGUUUGUACUGUCAGUGUUAGGUGUACAAAGCACUGGGAAAUCGACUUUGCUGAACACAAUGUUUGGGCUGCAGUUUGCUGUGGGCAGUGGAAGAGGCACAAAAGGUGCAUUUAUACAGUUGCUUAAAAUCACAGGUAGCUUACAAUCGCAGCUGGGCUAUGAUUUCCUCAUGAUUAUUGAUACUGAAGGAUUAAAAGCCCCCGAAUUACAGAGUUUGGUUGACAAUUAUGAGCAUGACAAUGAACUAGCAACACUAGUGACUGGAUUAAGUGAUAUGACCCUUGUAAAUAUGUCCAUGGAACAUUCUGCAGAAAUGAAAGAUAUAUUACAGAUUGUUUUACAUGCCUUUAUCAGAAUGAAAAUUGUUGGCAAGAAGCCAGUUUGUGUCUUUGUCCAUCAGAAUGUGGGUGACAUUUCUGCUUAUGAUCAGAACCUGAUAGGUCACAAGCUUCUUCUGGACCAGUUAGAUGAAAUUAUAAGGGCUGCAGCAAAAAUGGAAAAAUGUGAUGACAAAUUUACCAAACUUGCUGAUGUUGCAACAUUUGACCCCAACUGUUCAAAGGGUUACAUAGCAGGCCUUUGGCAUGGUUGUGGCCCCAUGGCAUCUAUUAGUAGAGGAUACAGUACCAGUGUAUUUGAACUGAAAAAGUCCUUAUUUCAGACCAUCCAGACAUUCAGUAAAUACAAAGAAACAUUUUCUGACUUCUCCAGAUUGAUACAGGACACAUGGAGUGCAGUAAAAAUGGAAAACUUUAUAUUUAGUUUUAAAAACAGCUUGGUAGCUGAGGCCUUCCAUCAUAUUACACAGGAAUUUGCCAAGUGGGACUGGGAGAUGCGAAGAGCUGUGCAGGAGUGGACAAUCCAAGCUGAAAAUAAAAUUGAAGCCUCUGAAACUAACAUCUCCAGUUUCUUAGAAACAGAGCUCAAAAUGUUUAUUACAGAAACACAGACUGUUGCACUCAGCCAUCUGGAAAAGUACUUUACUGCUAACCCAGAAAAGGCAAGACUUGUUGAAGAAUACAGACAAAGGCUUAUUAAUUGCAUUCAAGCUCUUGGGCAAGACUUGCUCCUUUCUGCCUCAAAGAGAUGCCAAGAAGCAAACCAAAGUAAAAAAGCCUUGAAGGAAGUCAAUAUUCUGAAACUAAGUUACAGUAAGAAACUUGAAAAGGGCAUUUCAGAACUUUUAGAAAAUUUUAAGCAACAUAAAGCUAAAUUAAAUGAUUAUGAACUGUUGUUUUAUUUUGAUACGAUGUGGUAUAAAGAAACCAGUUGCAUUCCUGUUCCCCUGCCUAAGCGAAUCAACAUUGAGGCAGAUAUGGAGAACAGUCUGAGGGAACACAUGCCUGCCAUGUCAGCUGAUAUAAACAAAAAAAUAAGAGACGUAAGAGGUGAUUGGAGCCUCUUGAAAGGUGUGAAGGAUUUUAUACCAAAUUCACUCAGUGGCCAUUUCAGCAAUGAAACAGAUGAGCAGAUGGCCAAAUGUAAAGCUUUCCUUGUAGUGGAGCAGUGCAGCAUGUUUGUAGAAGACAUUGUGAGACAAGAUAGAGAUUAUGAUCCCAGUCACUGGUUUAAAGUUUUAAAUUAUGUUGAUAAAAAUAUUAUAAAACUGCAAACAGACAGGUUUUCAUAUCCGCCUGAAUUUCUUUUGGAGUUUAAGCUACAUGUAUGCAUUUCUGCACUCAGUAAAUUUAAGGAAUUACACAGGAAAUUUAAUGAAGAAAAUAACCCACUGCAACUACUUGCUAGAGAGAGAGAGAAUUAUUUUUACCUGUUUAAGGAACUGUACAAAACUAAUGAUGCAAGUCAGACAAUGGCAGAAACUUUUACUGAACAAUUUCUGAAGCCAGCAAUUUUCAAAGCAAUUGAGAAAAAUCUAGGAUUUGACAUUGCUGAUGACAUGAAAAACAACUAUUCUGGUGGUGGAUUUAAAGCUAGAAUGAAUUUUAAUGUAGCAAUUAUGUAUGAUUUGUAUAUGAAAGAUGAUUUUGAAACUUACUAUAAUUACAUUAGCAGUAGUGCUUUGUUUGAACAGACGUGGCUACAUGAGAAAAUAAUUCAGCACUGCAUGAGACAGUAUAAUGGCCACACUAGACUUUUUCAACUGGCCACACAGACAUUGAAAGUGUUAGUUAACAUGCUGAAAAAUGCAAUAAGCAAUGCAAAAGUUAACAGUGAAACAAUAUUGCAAUUUUUUGAGAAAGUAAAAGAAAAUAUUCAAAGCUGUCUUGUUAUAUCAUCAAAUGCAGACAUAUUUGCAUCUCAUACCAAUCUGGAGUGUUUUGUUAAAUAUUUAGAGGGCAGUAUUAACAGGACUGAAAAAGACAUAGAAACAGAAAUUGGACAGUGGAGAGCUGCUACAAAAAUAACAUCCCUACCCUACUCACCCACCUCUCUGCUCUAUGAAAGCUUAGAAGGAUGUGGAAUGUGCUGCUUCUGGUGUGGGACACCCUGUGAGAACAGUCAACUUGGUCAUGUGACACACAGUGCUACAUAUCACAGACCAGUUGGCAUUAAUGGCUAUAAAAAUGAGGAGUCAAAUAAGUUAAUUCCUGAAACCUGUACAUCAAUUGUUGCAACUAUUAAACAGUUUCGGAAUAAAGACACAAAAUGGAAAUGGGUUCGUAUCAAAAAGUAUAAAUCAGUUAGUGAUCACUACAGAUCCUGGAAUAUUCCACCAGACACAAGUCUGAGCGAGUCAUCUUACUGGAAGGCUGUGUUCUACAAAUACAAUGAGAAGUUUGCUGAAUAUUACAAAUGUUUACCUGCUGAUGUUCCACCUGAAUGGAAUUUUUCAUGGGUGGAUGUCUGUAGAGAUGUUGCAGAUGCUUACAAUGUAAAUCUAGACAGUUUCUGAGAAAGCAAACAUGAAACUGGAAAAGAAUGAUAACAUAAUAAAUACAAUGUGUUGAGAACUUACAUGAUGAACAAAUAUGUGGUAACUUGGUAGCAUUAGGGUUGCCACCUUUCCAAAUGGCCAAAGUGGGACAUUUGUGCUACAAACAUCAGAUUUUGCAGGGCA